CGGAAGUUGUUGGCUGCUUCUAGCCUGCCAUCCCUGCAAGUGCAUGUAGCCUUUAGCAGGCUAGCACGCUUCUAAGCGCCUUUUUGGCCUUUUUGUCACUGAGGACCAAAAACGUGAAAAUGUUCGGAGUGUGUGAAAGAUGAAGCCGAGCGAGUCGAGGGGAAUGAUUUUCACCGGUGUUGCCUCUGAAACUGGGGAUAAGAGCACGUAAAGACACCCGGAAGUGUUGUUGAAGCUUCCAGCAGGCGCCGACACAAUGAGUGCCAAAUAUGGCCUGGUGGGCUACAACAGUUCACGGAAGCACAUUUCAAUCUCCAUCCCCUCGUCUACAGAGGUGAUGUCACCUCAUAUAAAGUCUGUGGAGGAGCUGAGGGUUCUGGGGAUCAACCUGAGCAGCUUAAGUGCACCCACACAGUUCUUUAUUUGUGUGGCUGGAGUCUUCUUCUUUUACCUCGUGUAUGGAUACUUACAGGAGUUAAUAUUUUCUGUGGAAGGAUUCAAGCCCUUUGGUUGGUACCUCACUCUGGUCCAGUUUGGCUUCUACUCCAUGUUUGGAUUAGUAGAGCUUCAGCUCACACAGGACAAACGCAGAAGGAUACCAGGGAAGACCUAUAUGAUUAUAGCAUUUUUAACGGUGGGCACUAUGGGCCUGUCAAAUACCUCUUUGGGCUACUUGAACUACCCUACACAGGUCAUCUUCAAGUGCUGUAAACUCAUCCCAGUCAUGAUUGGAGGAGUGUUUAUACAAGGUAAACGCUAUAAUGUGGCUGAUGUGUCUGCUGCUCUCUGCAUGAGUCUGGGACUCAUCUGGUUUACCCUAGCAGACAGCAAAGUGGCCCCCAACUUCAAUGUCACAGGUGUCCUUCUCAUCUCCCUGGCACUGUGUGCAGAUGCUGCCAUUGGAAACGUGCAAGAGAAAGCCAUGAAACUCCAUAACGGCUCCAACUCUGAAAUGGUGCUGUACUCGUACUCCAUUGGUUUUGUCUACAUACUGGUGGGCCUGCUGUGUGUUGGUGGGCUGGGACCGGCCGUAGCAUUCUGCUCAGAGCAUCCCGUGAAGACAUAUGGUUACGCGUUCUUCUUCUCUCUUACGGGUUAUUUUGGGAUCUCCUUUGUGCUGGCCUUAAUCAAGCUCUUUGGGGCUUUGGUUGCUGUAACAGUGACCACUGGGAGGAAGGCCAUGACUAUCGUACUUUCCUUCAUGUUCUUUGCAAAACCCUUCACUUUCCAGUACAUCUGGGGCGGCCUUCUGGUGCUCUUUGGAAUUUUUUUGAAUGUUUACAGUAAAAACAAGGACAAAAUGAAGCUUCCCUCCAUCAAGGACCUCAGGAGCUGGCUGCUGGCGGGAAAGAAAGUCCGAUUUCUUUCACAAAACGUGUAGGAGACACUCAAGAGGUUCGGUGGAAGUCCUGUGCCGACAGACCACUUCUCUCUGCUACUUCCGGGAUGAAAUACCCACAGGAUGUGCUGAAGCAUAUGCCGGGCCUCAUCACCACUAAUAUUGAGCCAAAGAUGGGCACACAGGGUUCGACCUCCAAUCAGCCUCACAGACAGCUGAUAAUAAUCAAACUGUGGGAGAGGGAGUCGCUGUAUUCCACCUGCGUACCAGGACACCGCUGGUUAACCGAAGUGGCACUGUCUGCAGGAAAAUGAAGGAACUGCGUUUUAAAAGGGGAUCAAUGCCUAGUGGGAUCUUGUGAAGCAAUGCUUCAAAGCCCCACUGAAACUUUUUUUCCAAUGUGUUGUACAACACUGAAGACAUGCAGUAUGAGACUUUCUAAAGGGAAGCCAGCUCAUUAGCUCACCAAAUUGCACAGUUUUGCACUGGAAUUGAGUGAAACACUUUAACCCUCGAGUGGUUGGAGCAAAAAUGAAAUGUUUGAAAGAACGAGUACAGAGAUACGUGGUAAUCUGUAUCAUGUGUGAAAUUACUGUCACCCAUCUUAAAAUAAUACAUAUUGAUUUUUUUUUUUUAAGUAUAUUGGCCCCUGCAUGUGCCAGAAAGAUGGAAGAAAAUGUUUUUCAGGACCUUCUUUAUAAAAGUGGCUUUCAUAAGUUUUGUUUGUUUGUUUGUUUUGGGUUUCUUGGGCUAAUCUAUAUGUGACUCGAACCUUAAUUCAUAAUGUGUGUUAUGUGCGAUGGUCACAUUUUUGGGAGUCAGUCACUCCUGGACAUCAACAGCUGCCAUAAUUUGCUAACCAUACGUUUGGGUCAAAGGGUAAAGCUCUUUUUACAAUAAAAUAUGUAUUUAGUAAUUACAGUGGUGGUGUUUUCUUUUUCUUUUCUUUUUUUUUGUCAGCCAGCCCUUAUUCUCUCCUUUUGCACCACUUGAGAGAAGAGUUGAAAUGUUGCCAAAAUGUGUGUGUGUUUAUCCAUCCAGUGGCCUUGGGCGUGUUUGAUUAGGAGUCCUGAAAAAAGAGAGCACUGCUA
Pelmatolapia mariae (spotted tilapia) is the source of this 2430-nucleotide messenger RNA. It is a transcript of the gene slc35b3, whose product is annotated as solute carrier family 35 member B3. The transcript has 10 exons. Gene Ontology annotation, cellular component: Golgi membrane; endoplasmic reticulum membrane. The record is from RefSeq and is a predicted model, not a curated record. Gene Ontology annotation, molecular function: 3'-phosphoadenosine 5'-phosphosulfate transmembrane transporter activity. Gene Ontology annotation, biological process: transmembrane transport. NCBI's taxonomy places the organism in Eukaryota, Metazoa, Chordata, Actinopteri, Cichliformes, Cichlidae. The coding region runs from base 257 to 1381 and encodes 374 amino acids.